GCCGAGCUGGACGGUCUGGCGGCCGCGCCGCCAGGCGGGCGCUGGCCGGACGGAGCCGCCAGUAGGCUCCUCGCGUGCCAUGGGGGCUCCGUCGCCAGGGCCUUGGCGAGCCUGCUGGCCGCCCUCGAGGACGCCGAGGCCGCCCUGGCCCUGAUCGAGCCGCUCGCGCAGGCGGGCCAGGUCCCAGCCCCUUCCUGGAGGGCGCACGCCUGCAGCGCCGGCUCCUGCGCGGCGUGCACGACUUCGCCGCCGCCGCCCUGCUGGCGGAGGGCGGCCAGGCGGCGCUGGUGGAGGCCGCGUGGGCCGCAUUCAUCGACCACGGCCGGGCACGCGCUUGCCCCUCCGCCGAAUCGCGGGCGUUCCGGCGCUUGCAGCGGGGCGGGGCUGGCGCAGCCGUGUGCCGACCAUGCGGACAAGUACUCCCGGGUGGCGGAGUACCUGCAGCGGCUGGGGCACUCUGCAAGCCUGGAGGCGCCGAUCGGCUUCGCGGCAGAUUGCGUCCGCAGGCUGUCGCCCAUCACCCUCGGCGCGCCGGGCCACAAGGCCCACUUUGCGCUGGCGCGCCUGUACGAUCUCCGGGGGUACUUCUCUGAUGCGGUGGCGCAUUUGAGGAAAGCCCACAGUAUGAAGCGGGCCAGUGGCUAUGACUUCGAUUCCGAUCCGGUGUUCCUCGUUGUGCAGAGCAUGCUCCAGCACUACAGCCGCCAUACCUUCUCACACCUGAUGUCUCUUUCUGCAGAGCCGUCGAUCAGACCUCCUGUCUUUAUCCUGGGUCUGCCUCGGUCGGGCACUAGCCUGGUUCACCAGAUGCUUUCAGCGUUUCCGAACGUACAAGCGCUGGGCGAAUCACCAGUCAUGGAAGAGCUUGAUGGUGCGCUGCGGAGUGCCUACUUGGGAACGCCAGCGAAGAAGGGCGAUCCCACUUUCAUCGCUUUGGAUUACCUGCCCCACUUGACAAGUGAUGGUAUUAUGCAGGCGCGGAAGUACUUCUGCGACUUCCUGAAGGUACCUUUCGGAACAGAGAGCCUGAUCGUAAAUAAAAACGUGUUUGAUUUCGCGUACGUCGGGCUCAUACGUCUGGUUUUUCCGGAUGCACGCAUCGUCCAUGUGCGCCGAGACCUUCGAGACGCAGCAGUUUCUAUGUUCUUCCAAGAUUUCCAGUCUGUGCGAUUCUCCCACACCUUUGGUGACAUCGUUCGCUUCAUCAGCGCUUACUCUGCUUUGAUGGCUCACUGGCAAGACGUCCUGCAGAUCGAAGUGUUGGACAUACGCUACGAGGCCCUCGUGACCGAUGACGCAGAGCGCCGCAGGUUGAUUGAGUAUGUGGGCUUAUCUUGGGAUGACUAUGUGAUGGAAGGAGAGCAAUGGAGACACGUCAAGGUCAUAAAGACAUGUUCGUUCUGUCAGACGCGCGCGCCGCUCUACAACAGCAGUAUUGGGCGGUGGCGAGGCUACGCUGAACACAUUCAGGAGCUUGGCUCCGUGGGCGAUCAUGGAUAA
Molecule: messenger RNA, 1500 nt
Organism: Prorocentrum cordatum
Lineage: Eukaryota; Dinophyceae; Prorocentrales; Prorocentraceae
Source: the annotation of a GenBank genome assembly